Messenger RNA from Malaya genurostris, 3011 nucleotides. RefSeq names its product carbonic anhydrase-related protein 10 (gene CARPA). NCBI's taxonomy places the organism in Eukaryota, Metazoa, Arthropoda, Insecta, Diptera, Culicidae. The record is from RefSeq and is a predicted model, not a curated record. The transcript has 9 exons. Gene Ontology annotation, molecular function: carbonate dehydratase activity; zinc ion binding. Bases 834 to 1850 code for a protein of 338 amino acids.
AAGGACGGAGGACCCACACACGGCUGGUUCCUAUUGUUUUGCACCAGCCGGAAUGUUAGUUAUUCGAUGACAGCUGAACGAACCGGUCACGAUAAAUCCUCGUCCGCGGAUACCGCCGUUAACCGUAUGAAGAGCGCUCGGUCGCCUGGUUCAUUACGAUGGCAGUUGUAGUCAAAACGCCGGAACCGGAUACUACGUAGUACGUUCCGCGAUCUCUCCUCCACGUAACGUACGGUGCGCGGGGAAGAAACAAUCAGCUGACCUUCUCCGACUCCUCCGGGGUCCUCCUGUUUCUGUCAACAGCAGUAGCAACAGCAGCAGCACCGCCUACCUCGGGAAGAAUUUUGAAAAGUUGCAUCCAGUCAAAAACGCCGUAGCCACCAGGCCAGUGAAGUGAGAAAAAUCCACACGAGCAGGGAAGUGUGAAAAAAUUCUAGCGACAAAACCAAAUAAAAAAAGUGAGAACGUUCGAAACGACAGAAGAGAGAAGGAAGAAAAAAAAUGUUGAGUUGCAAUGCCGCGUACGGCCACAGCUUGCUGUGACGGUUUAGUUUAGGAAUUUACUUUGAUUGCUGCUGUCUACGUGCGGGCGGUCGUCGGUGAGUGAGCUGUGUAGGGGGCAAGAAGAAGCAAAAAAAAAGUGCGAAAAAGGAAAAGUUAGUUUUGAUGUGCGGGUUAAUUAAAAAUAAUUGCUUGUUAAACGUUGUGGCAGCACUGGUGGUCCCAUAAUUAGUGAACCUAAUCUGAAACAGGCAGGCAGGCAGGCAGGCAGGCCGAAGGAGUGCUUCUCGCGGUGAUCCGGCAGGAAAAUCCUCACGAGCACCGGUGCCACAAUGCUGACUAAGUUAGGUGUAAAUAUAGUUAUCCUGUUAGUCUUAGGAAAAGAAAUCAAGGCCAGUUGGGAGGAAUGGUGGACGUACGACGGGAUUUCAGGUCCCGCCUUCUGGGGUCUGAUCAACCCACAGUGGAACAUGUGUAACAAGGGUCGCCGCCAGUCGCCGAUCAACGUGGAACCGGAAAAGCUACUGUACGAUCCGUACCUGAGGUCGUUGCACAUCGACAAACACAAGAUCUCAGGAACGUUACACAAUACCGGCCAAUCGCUGGUGUUCCGGGUGGAUAAGGACACCAAACAGCACGUGAAUAUCUCCAGCGGACCCCUCGCCUACCGGUAUCAGUUCGAGGAGAUCUACUUUCACUACGGAACGGACAACAAUCAGGGUUCGGAACAUCACAUCCAUGGGUACAGCUUCCCCGGAGAGAUUCAAUUAUACGGCUUCAACAAGGAACUGUACCACAACAUGUCCGAAGCCCAGCACAAGGCCCAGGGAAUCGUCGGCAUCUCGCUGAUGGUGCAGAUCGGCGAUACGCCCAAUCCCGAGCUGCGGAUAAUAACCAGCACUUUCAACAAGGUGCUCUACAAAGGUUCUUCCACACCGAUUCGGCACAUUUCGUUGCGAUCUCUACUGCCAAACACCGAACAGUACAUGACGUACGAGGGGUCCACCACGCAUCCCGGUUGCUGGGAGAGCACGGUAUGGAUCAUCCUAAAUAAACCGAUCUACAUCACGAAGCAGGAGCUGUACGCCCUUCGGAAACUGAUGCAGGGUUCGGAACAGACUCCGAAGGCACCCCUCGGUAACAAUGCGAGACCGCUGCAGGCACUCCAUCAUCGAACCGUUCGGACCAACAUCGAUUUCGCCCAUACCGGGGCGAAUAAGAAUCAAAACUGUCCGACCAUGUACAAGGACAUGUACUACAAGGCGAACCGCUGGACGUCGGAACUGUCGGCGCGGGGUCGCGAACGAGGUCUUCCAGAUAUUGACACCGUGUUCCAUUCGCUGCCCUAGUGGAGCUGACGGGGGGGUGGCGCCAGCACUCCCCAUUGAAGGCAAGUUUAGCUAAAUAAAAACUAAAACAAAAUCCCGGAACUAGUUGAGAUAUUCGAAUGGUUUGUAUAAAGUAAAGGGAAAUAUGGGCUAGGUGUAAUCGAAAAAAAAAGAAAAAACACUUACUCACACACACAAACACAUUGUUAUUAGAUCGUUAUUUCAACUGAAGAGGGUUUGGAACGGGUGGACGGGGGGGGAAGGCUUCGACCGCGGUGUUAAGGAGCUUUCCUAUAGCCUAAGAAAGUGUAUGCCAAAACAAAACAAAAAAACAGAAAAAAAACUAAGUUAGUAAGUAGUGUAGAACUCACUCACUGGGAAGAAAGGGAUCAUAUGAGGGGUGUUCUUCAUUCACCGGAACCCCUCUUUACGGGGUGGACAAUAAUUCAACAUCUACAAUUUUUACGAACGAACACCGAGAUUUGCGCCGCAGUACAGAGCAAAACACAACUACGCUUCGGAAACGGAACUGUUUUUUCUUGUUUUUUUGUAUUUCUAUUGUAAAAGGGAAACCAUGGAAACAGAAAAAAAAAACAAAAACACUACCACUUCUUGGUCCACCCUUGAAAAUUGUUGUUUUUGCGCUGAAAAAGGUAGUGACCGUAGACUAAAUUUUUUGUAAAUAAAUUGCAGCAUCUCUAUACUAUCGAUUGCCUAUUUAACCAAGCAAAACAAAAAACAAAACACAAAUCUAGACGAAAACAAAAAAAAAAAGAGAGAAGUGCUUCUAAUCAAACCAAAUAAAGCAAAGCGUAACAAUAUUAAGAAGACUCUACCUAAAGGGAACUAAUCUACGCAGUAUUAUACGCGAAUCCAACUGGCUUUUUCGGUAGAUAAAUGGGUCUAACAGGUCUAACACAUUGUAUGUAAGUAAAAACAAACAAACAAACGAACAAAAUAAGCAGUAGAUUUUUUCGUUUUCGUUUUCUAACCGGAUGCCUAUAACCUACUCAAGCGACAAGAAAAAAAAACAAAAACAAACAAACGGAAACUGUACAGAGUUGAUUGCCAACGCUAUUCUGUUUCGUAUUUAAGUUCCACAACUAUUUGUCUGUACAUUUUUUUCUAAAACGGUAACAAUUGCUGCAAAGUGGCAUCGGUGACAAUUACUGAAAAAAAGGG